AUGCAUUUUGCAUCCAGUCUCCACAACUCCCCAGCUCCGCCUUCAGUCCAGCUGGUAUUUGUGCUGGAGGGCGUCUUCACAGCCUCCCGCCAGCUCAACAACCCGCUUGGGCGACAUGUUAAGAGGACGUGUCAGGCAACUGCACUAUUGUCCAGGUCGGCUGGAGGCGAUUUUGCGGCAAACAAACGCAUGCGUGAUGGGUUCUGGCUGUACACAAAUUCGCAAACAACAACUGUCACCAUGAGGAAUGGACAGGUCAACCGGGCUAGGAGAGGGCAGACAGGAUUCGAAGCAACAGGAAGGCCAAUAACAGCCAAAAUGGGCCAGUGCUUUUACGUAUCUUCUGCUCAGACAUGUUGCUCUUAA
Protopolystoma xenopodis is the source of this 366-nucleotide messenger RNA. Lineage: Eukaryota; Metazoa; Platyhelminthes; Monogenea; Polystomatidea; Polystomatidae. The record is from the annotation of a GenBank genome assembly.